Colletotrichum navitas is the source of this 258-nucleotide messenger RNA. RefSeq lists its product as uncharacterized. The coding region runs from base 1 to 258 and encodes 85 amino acids. NCBI's taxonomy places the organism in Eukaryota, Fungi, Ascomycota, Sordariomycetes, Glomerellales, Glomerellaceae. The record is from RefSeq and is a predicted model, not a curated record. The transcript has a single exon.
AUGAGCGGCGUAGGGGUUAUAAAUAAAGAAACAGUUCAGAUCGCUAAUCAAUACCGGAAGAAUUGGCAAAAACAACAUCCAGAAGCCUUCUUACCAGCGACAUUGACUCUCUAUCCAUCUGAUCCGUCUUGGCCAGCCUUUCAAAAAUCGCCUCUCUACAAAACCGUGAUGUGGACGUGUAAGGGAACUGGGAAGACUGUGGCAUCCAUAAGCAUACCGGGGUCUCCAAAGGGAACUAUGUGGUGCCACUUAGAAUAA